CGAGGCUCUGGAUCCUUCCUCAGUGGCCUUCGUUCUGGUAUCAUAUUGCGCAUCCUUCAUCGAUACUCGUUGAAACUGUGAGUCGCAAUUAGCGCACUGGAAAUUCAACAAUCCGUUACUGAUCCAGAGUGCGGGUCCAUGUGAGUGCUAUUAGCAGCUUCGGUAUUAGGUUUAAUCGAGAGGUUACUGUGAAUCGGUCGUGUUUCUGUGGAGGCGGUUAAGUCCAGUUUUUUCGAGUAUCCGUGGUUGCCAAAGUCGAUUCCUUCAGAGCAGAGGACGAAAUGGCAGACGUCAACUUGGCUUCUCCCGAGAUCGAAACCUUCGCUUUCCAGGCGGAGAUCAAUCAGUUGUUGAGUUUGAUUAUCAACACUUUCUACAGUAACAAGGAGAUAUUCUUGAGAGAACUCAUCAGCAACUCUUCUGAUGCCUUGGACAAGAUUAGGUUUGAGUCCCUAACCGACAAGAGCAAGAUGGAUGGGCAGCCCGAGCUGUUCAUUCAUAUUGUUCCCGACAAGGCCAACAACACCCUUAGCAUCAUCGACAGUGGUAUCGGUAUGACGAAGGCUGACAUGGUUAACAACCUGGGAACCAUUGCGCGGUCGGGGACCAAGGAGUUCAUGGAAGCCCUGACCGCCGGUGCCGACGUUAGCAUGAUAGGGCAGUUCGGUGUGGGUUUCUACUCUGCAUACCUGGUUGCGGAGAAGGUGGUGGUGACAUCGAAACACAACGAUGAUGAGCAGUACAUCUGGGAGUCACAGGCCGGGGGGUCGUUCACGAUCACUCGUGACACGAGCGGGGAGCAGCUGGGACGUGGAACGCACAUCAAGCUGUACCUGAAGGAGGACCAGCUGGAGUACCUGGAAGAGAGGAGGCUGAAGGACCUGGUAAAGAAGCACUCGGAGUUUAUCAGCUACCCGAUCUCGCUGUGGUCGGAGAAGACGACGGAGAAGGAGGUGUCGGACGACGAGGAGGACGAGGAGAAGAAGGAGGAAGAGGAGGGGAAGAUCGAGGAGGUGGACGAGGAGAAGGAGAAGGAGAAGGAGAAGAAGAAGAAGAAGGUGAAGGAGGUGUCGCACGAGUGGGCGCUGAUGAACAAGCAGAAGCCGAUCUGGAUGCGGAAGCCGGAGGACGUGACGAAGGAGGAGUACGCGGCGUUCUACAAGAGUUUGUCGAACGACUGGGAGGAGCACCUGGCGGUGAAGCACUUUUCGGUGGAGGGGCAGUUGGAGUUCAAGUCGGUGCUGUUCGUGCCGAAGAGGGCGCCGUUCGACCUGUUCGAUUCGCGGAAGAAGCAGAACAACAUCAAGCUGUACGUGCGGAGGGUGUUCAUCAUGGACAACUGCGAGGAGCUGAUACCGGAGUACCUGGGGUUCGUGAAGGGAGUGGUGGACUCGGAGGAUCUGCCGCUGAACAUAUCUCGGGAGACGUUGCAGCAGAGCAAGAUUCUGAAGGUGAUCCGGAAGAAUUUGGUGAAGAAGUGCAUGGAGAUGUUCGCGGAGGUGGCGGAGAACAAGGAGGACUACCAGAAGUUUUACGAGGCGUUCGCGAAGAACUUGAAGCUGGGGAUCCACGAGGACAGCCAGAACAGGUCGAAGCUGGCGGACCUGUUGAGGUACCACUCGACGAAGAGCGGGGAGGAGAUGACGAGCCUGAAGGACUACGUGACGCGGAUGAAGGAGGGGCAGAAGGACAUCUACUACAUCACGGGAGAGAGCAAGAAGGCGGUGGAGAACUCACCGUUUUUGGAGAAGCUGAAGAGGAGGGGGUACGAGGUGCUGUACAUGGUGGACGCGAUCGACGAGUAUGCGGUGGGACAACUGAAGGAGUACGACGGGAAGAAGCUGGUGUCGGCGACAAAGGAGGGGUUGGUGUUGGAAGAGACGGAGGAGGAGAAGAAGAAGAAGGAGGAGACGAAGGCGCGGUUCGAGCCGCUGUGCAAGGCGGUGAAGGACAUAUUGGGGGACAAGGUGGAGAAGGUGGUGGUGUCGGACAGGAUCGUGGACUCGCCGUGCGUGCUGGUGACGGGCGAGUACGGAUGGUCGGCGAACAUGGAGAGGAUCAUGAAGGCGCAGGCGCUGCGCGACAGCAGCAUGUCGAGCUACAUGUCGUCGAAGAAGACGAUGGAGAUCAACCCUGACAACCAGAUCAUGGAGGAGUUGAGGAAGAGAGCGGAGGUGGACAAGAACGACAAGAGCGUGAAGGACUUGGUGCUGUUGCUGUUCGAGACGGCGAUGUUGACAUCAGGGUUCAGCUUGGAGGAGCCGAACACGUUCGGGAACAGAAUCCAUAGGAUGCUGAAGUUGGGACUGAGCAUCGACGACGAUGUCACGGAAGCCGAUGCAGACAUGCCACCACUGGAGGCUGAUGCCGAGGAGGAGGGCUCCAAGAUGGAGGAAGUAGACUAAACCCACUCCAGUUGAGGUGACAUGAUUAUGUGACAGAAUUUUUGGCGAUCCUCUUAGAACGUAGACGUUAGAAUAUUUUUUGAAAUUCCGUUACAUGUACGGAACAAAUGCCUGGAUCAAGUACGUCGGUGUUUCUUUUCAUGCACCGGUUUGAUCUGAUGAAGAUUGAAUUUGUAAACAAUAGUUUUAUUCAUCUCUUUAUGUGAUCCAACACAUCUAAUGACAUUUGCAGACUUUUAGGCUGCAUUGAACUUCCACCUGAA
Physcomitrium patens is the source of this 2668-nucleotide messenger RNA. RefSeq names its product heat shock protein 90-2. NCBI's taxonomy places the organism in Eukaryota, Viridiplantae, Streptophyta, Bryopsida, Funariales, Funariaceae. Gene Ontology annotation, molecular function: ATP-dependent protein folding chaperone; ATP binding; ATP hydrolysis activity. The record is from RefSeq and is a predicted model, not a curated record. Gene Ontology annotation, biological process: protein folding.